UGACAGGGCUGUCCUGUGCACAGUGCAGUGCAUCAGACCCCGCCUGCAGGAGCGGAAACAUCCGACCCACGGCGUGCCAACGAGGGGAGCGUUACUGCUACGUCAUCAAUGUCUAUAUCAAUCACUCCCAAGGGACGUACCGUGGCUGUGCCGACAGGGAGAGAACCACCGAAUGCAUUCCCAUCAACAUCAGAGACAGAUCAGGGACUUCCUGUGUUAACGUCUGCGACUGGGAAGGCUGCAAUUCUUCCCACGGAAACGUCCUUUCCAUUAUACAGAGAAAGAGAUGA
Candidula unifasciata is the source of this 290-nucleotide messenger RNA. The record is from the annotation of a GenBank genome assembly. NCBI's taxonomy places the organism in Eukaryota, Metazoa, Mollusca, Gastropoda, Stylommatophora, Geomitridae.